Ostrinia furnacalis (Asian corn borer) is the source of this 517-nucleotide messenger RNA. RefSeq names its product putative OPA3-like protein CG13603. Gene Ontology annotation, biological process: regulation of lipid metabolic process. The transcript has 2 exons. The coding region runs from base 214 to 510 and encodes 98 amino acids. The record is from RefSeq and is a predicted model, not a curated record. Gene Ontology annotation, cellular component: mitochondrion. Lineage: Eukaryota; Metazoa; Arthropoda; Insecta; Lepidoptera; Crambidae.
AAAUGAUGCUUGAAUUGGCUUGAAUUUCUUUGAAUUCUCAACCUUUGAUAAUUAUAAAUGAUAUUACUUAUAAUAUGAUAUUUGGAUGACUAUGGUUCUAUUUUCGCAGCCGAUUGCAGCAAAAAUGCACAAACAAGAUUUGUCUUCUGAAGUGAUGUGCGAAGCAGAGGUGUAGAUGGUCAGGAGUCAGGUGCUCGCCGAUGACGAGCCGCGAUGGGGCUGGACCAGUUCCCGAUGUUCCGCCUGGCGACGCUGCUGGCGCGCCAGCUCAGCUCGCCGGUCGCGGCGCGGAUCAAGGCGUUCGCGACGCGGCACCCGUGGGCGCGGCGCGCGCUGGUGGCCGGCACGGGCCGCGCCUACCGCGCCGCCGAGCUGCGCUGCAAGCUGUGGCUGCUGCGACUGGCCGCGCCGCCGCGCGCGCCGCCGCUGUCGCAGGCCGAGGCCGUGCAGGUCGGCGCCGACAUCCUCGGUAGGUACUCCUUUUCCAAUUCCAAUCAUUCGGUAGUGUGAAGGCCCC